AUAAGGUCUAAUUCCCAGCCUCUUGUUACAACGGCACUUGAUCAGGUGGGCGGGCCUUGAGAGCAGCCAGCCCCCGCCUUCCCCUGAUCCUCCACUGAGAGAAAGAGCGAGAGAAGAGGAGGGAGGAGUGGGGAAGAGUGAGAAAGAGAGAGAGGCAGACUGACUCUGUGAGCUGGAGAAUGGAAGAGCAGUGUGUGAGAGCAAGAGUGAGAGAGAGAGCACGAGUACUCUGAGUUUAUGAGAGCUCCAGUCACUUCAGUUACUGUAGGACAACACAGCAGAUUGCUAUCGCAGCACACUGAGAGGAGGACACUAGAAGAAAGAGAUUGACAAAGAGCCUCUCUUCAUUAAGAGGGCACAUCGUGGGACUGACAAUAGCAGCCAACCAGAAGAGUCGUAGGUCGGUGUGUGGUGAACAACUUCUCCUUCAUCCCCGAGAGAUCACAACCCCUGCAAAGUGCCGAGAUGAUCACAGGGGUCUUUCUGAUCUUGUGGCUGACAGCUCACGGAGUGAAUGCCAUGUUCGCGCAGCAGCCUCAAGACUUGGUAGUUGUGGCUGGUCAGCCGGUCACGCUCCCCUGCUCUAUCCCUGGUUACCACGGUGUUGUGCUCUGGAUCAAAGAUGGUCUCGCUUUGGGUGUUGGAAGAGAACUUAUAGGUUACCCUCGCUAUGCUGUGGUCGGGGAUCACGGUUCUGGUGAGCACCACCUUCGCAUCCAAAGGGUGGAGCUGACGGAUGAUGCUGUGUUUGAGUGUCAGGCCAUCCAGGCUGCCUUGAGGUCUCGUCCAGCUCGACUCACUGUGCUAGUUCCACCUGAUGACCCCGUUAUCAUCGGAGGGCCUGUGGUGAGCCUGAGAGCGGGCAACCCCCUCAAUCUGACGUGUCACGCAGACAAUGCCAAACCCGCCGCCUCGAUCAUCUGGAUCCGAAACGGAGAGGUGCUGAACGGAGCCACGUACUCUAAGACUCUUCUUCGAGAUGGACGAAGGGAAAGCACUGUAAGCACCCUCUACAUUUCAGCCUCCAACAUUGAAACCGGGCAGAAGAUCAUCUGCCGGGCGUCCAACAAGGCCGUGCCCAAUGGGAAAGAGACCGGUGUCACUAUUGACAUUCAACACUUGCCGUUGGUGAAUCUCUCGGUGGAGCCUCAACCGGUCCUGGAGGGAAACCUGGUGAAGUUUCAUUGCUCAGCCAAAGCUAAUCCACCAGUCACCCAAUACAAGUGGGCCAAAGGAGGAAGCGUGAUAAAGGAAGUGUCUGGAGACACUUAUGAGGUCAUAGUGGAUCACUCAUUCUUCACAGAGCCAGUUUCAUGUGAGGUCACCAACCCGCUUGGGAGCACAAACAUCAGUCGGAAUGUGGAUGUCUACUUUGGACCUCGGAUGGCUGCAGAGCCCCAGUCUUUACAGGUUGACCUAGGAUCCGAUGCUAUGUUUAACUGUGCCUGGACUGGAAACCCCUCUUUAACUAUUGUAUGGAUGAAAAGGGGCUCAGGAGUGGUGCUAAGCAAUGAAAACAUCUUGACAUUGAAAUCUGUCAGGCAAGAGGAUGCUGGGAAGUAUGUGUGCCGUGCUGUGGUGCCUCGUGUUGGAGCGGCCGAGAAGGAAGUCUCUCUCACCGUAAAUGGACCUCCAACCAUCUCCAGCACACAGACCCAUCAGGCUCCACACGGGGAGAAGGGACAGAUAAAAUGUUUCAUCCGCAGCACGCCACCCCCAGACCGCAUUGCCUGGUCCUGGAAGGAGACCGUCCUGGAGUCAGGGACAUCAGGUCGCUACACAGUGGAGACAGUAAGCACAGAGGACGGAGUGCUGUCCACCCUCACCAUGAGCAACAUCGUACCUGCCGACUUCCAGACCAUCUACAACUGCACCGCCUGGAACAGCUUUGGCUCCGAUACAGAGAUCAUUCGCCUCAAGGAACAAGAAUCCCUCCCUGUUGCUGUGAUCAUCGGCGUGGCAGUUGGUGCUUUCGUUGCUUUCAUCGUCCUCAUGGGAACCAUCGGCGCGUUCUGCUGUACGCGCUCUCAGAGAAAGAAAACAGCUCAUCCAUGUACAGAAGACGCUCACCUGGUUAUGCCUACACUGCCCACCUCCAUCUGUGCUCAGCAGAGAGAACUUGCAAGCAAAAUUAAAACAGAAAACCUCAAAGGAGUGGUAUCAGCCAAGAACGACAUUCGAGUGGAAAUCGUACACAAAGAUCACAACGCAGCCCGAGAAAACGAGGAUCACUCCGCCAUGAAACAGCUCAUGAUUGAACAGGGAGAGUUUCAGCAGGAGUCCGUUCUGAAGCAACUUGAGGUACUUCAGGAAGAGGAGAAGGAGUAUCAGCACAUCAAGGACCCAACAAAUGGAUACUACAGCGUGAACACCUUUAAGGAGCAUCAUGGCACCCCAACCACGCUGGCCGGAAACCAGACUGCAGAGCUCCGUCGAGACCCUGCCACAGCCACCACCGGCAAGCAGCGGGUUCCCACUGGAAUGUCUUUCACCAACAUCUACUCUACAUUGGGUGCUGGACCCAACCGCCUGUAUGACUACAGCCAGCGGUUCGUGCUGGGCAUGGGCAGCAGUUCCAUCGAGCUUUGCGAGCGAGAAUUCCAGCGAGGAUCGUUGAGCGAUUCCAGCUCUUUCCUGGACACACAGUGCGACAGCAGCGUCAGCAGUUACAGCAAACAGGACGGCUACGUGCAGUUCGACAAAGACAGCAAGGCUUCAGCCUCCUCCUCGUCCCAUUACUCUCAGUCAUCAUCCCAGAACUCAGACCUCACGCGGCCACUGCAGAAACGCAUGCAGACCCACGUCUGACUGCAGGAGAUGGAAAGAAGACAGAGGAAUCCAGUGCUAGGAUUGGCCAAAGGGGAUUGAACCCCCCCCCCCCCCCCCCCCCCCCAGAUGAGAAUCAGGAACCAGUACAAGCACAUAUAGCACGCCAGUUUCAUUUUAUCCUCCACUUCUGUUGCUUUUAACAUUUAUUUGAUAUAUGUGGAUUUCCUCAAUUGUCCAGAUCUUAUUUGCAGCUCUGAAAAGCCUUACCGGUUUCAGAACCUUGUUUUGGUCCUUCCAAAAGCUCUAAAUAUCUGGGCCAAAAACAGUGUGCCACAGAGAUGUUACUUGCCAACAUAAAAGGAACCUCUGAAUAGAACUUGUGUCCUUGUUAUAGUUACUUUGAAAUGGCUCGGAAUGUCCUCUUCAAAGAAAGCAUAGCAGCAUUGCUCAAAUGAACUCUUUGAAGACAGUUGAUGGAGGCUACACUUCAUAACACUGUAGUCAAUUCACUCCUCUGCACCACUAGAGAACAAUGCUCGGUUGCUCUUGUACAUUAAAGCACAACUGUUAAAGUUGUAUGUAAGACUUUUCAAUGGCUCUACCACAGCUAGCUAUACAAAUUAUAUAUAUAUAUAUAUAUAUAUAUAUAUAGGACAAAAAUGUAUGAACUGAAUUAACAACUAAUGUCUGUCAGAAUCUUUGGAUUCUGGCCCUUCUGACAAAGGUUUGUCUGACAUACAAAUUUGAGAUGUGGCUCUGAGCUGUCGGUUUACCAUGCAGAGAUGGGAUAUAUUUGUGUACUUUGUUGUUCUUUCUUUCUGAAAAUUCUUUAUUUUUAGUGUUUUAACAACAUGGUUAUAAAAUUAAUUGGACUCGCACUGGGAUCUAGGAGAAUGAUGUAAUCUGCUUGCCUUGAGUAAGACUAUUCAAGGUGUGUAGACAUUCGUGGUUGUAAGAAGAGGGAUUUUCACUUUUUAAAAAAAAAACUCUUAUUUCCAAAAGGGUUGAUUUGGGUUGGUGUGAAUAAUGCACCGAUGGUCGGAAACAAUGAUGUGUUUGGAUUUUAAAAAUACACUCGUCCUGUUGUGAGAAGUCGAAUUAUGACAAAAAAAAAUCUUCCUUUCGAUUCAUAAAAAAAUCAUCUGUGCUUGUUACACAUGUGCUGGAGAUCUUUUCAAACUGCUUGUUUCUUGCAGAACACACAUUUUGUUAACAUUGAAAACACUGUAAAUCACGAUCCGAGUAGUUCGCUUUUUGCUCCAGAUUGAGUCUCUCUAUUGUUCAUGUGGUUGGCAUUGGACUGUAGAGCACUGAGUACUCUCACUGUUAUAAGUGAGUAAUUUGUGUACAUGUUUUUUGAAUGGAGUGUGGGCAUUCAUGCUUAAUGUAAAUGUAUGUUGUUUUAUUUUCCUUUUUUCAAUGUUUUAGUCUACAGAACUGAAAUUGCAAUUCAUGACACUACUGAUAACUCAAGCACUUCUAGACUCAACACUUGUAAAGUAAAACCACUCUUCGACCUGAAUCAGUGUGCUGGUAUCAAGCUAACAACAAUCAAGCUUCCUAUGACAUGCAGAAAGACACAAACUACCCAAAAGCCAGUGCUGUGGUGUAUGAAAAGCUGUAAACUAGAGACAUACAGCCAACUAUAGUGACAAAACCUUUAGUAAAGAAUAGCUCCAGACAGACAUAUUUCCAGCUGUUCUGAAACUAUAACUCUUCCAGGACUCUUCGCAAGAGACUUUAGCUUAAGCCACAGUUCCAAUGAUGCUGGCCCACAUGCUUUGCCAAAAGAAAUGGGUGCAUUUGAUUGAUUGGAUCAUCUACUCUAUUUCCCAAUUCAUUCUGCAUUUUGUUUAUCAAUACCCUGAGGAGAAAUAGUCAGACUGCCAAAAAAAAAAAAAAAGUCUCAAUUAUAGAAACAUGUUUCUAGUGCUAGACUAGAGUACAGCCAUUAUCUAUGUGGUGUUACAUUUAAGUGGCAUAAUUGUAUGAAAUUGCCACUGACCCCUUAUAACAAGGUUCAGGCUCAUCCCAGUACGAGUAACAACUCUACUUGCAUCCGGUGAUACCGACACCCUUUUUCGCUGCCAAAGUUUACCCGGGUUAUAUGACAUUCUGAACCUACAUUUAGUUGACUAACCCCUCCAGUCCUGCCCUGUUACUGCACAAACAGAUAGGGUGUGAAAGCUAUCAGUGUUUUUUGCUUAUCGAAGCUUCCAAAACUUCACUCCUCUUUUAAACUUUUCUCCUCUUCAAGUCAUCUCCCAUUCCUCCUUGCUCAUAAAGAUAAAUAUGACCAGAGACGAUCCCUUAUAUAAGCAAGGAGGAGGAACUGUGGCAUCUCCCACUUGAACUGCAAAGAUCUUGGUUUUAACCCAGAGGAAGAUUUGUGAUUUGUACCGACCUGACAAUCCCUCCCUUUAACCCGAAAACAAGAAACACUGCAAGGUGUGACGCCGCUGAGUCAGUUGGCUCUGUAAGCACUUUACGUAUGAUUAUAUUUGUGGCAUUUCAAUGGGUUUCAUACAUGAGUGCUGUUGGAUGAGUCUAAUUUUACAAAUGGAUUGGUGCCCAUUGUGUGGCUUAAACACGAAAAGGCCUGUUUCAGUGCUGAUAAUGCAGCUCAGUCCUCACUACACUGUAUAUAAAUCCCUCAUGCUCUCUGUGUAAAUUUGCAGUUAUUUUGCUUUGUUCUUUAGUCAGUUUGAUUCAUAAAGUGCAGAAAGCAAAUUGCACUAUUGAUGCUGUACAAACGAUCACUUUAUAUUUGAUAUUUUUUUCCUCUUUCAGCAUAGCCAAUUCUAUAGCCAUAGGCAGAGAAGUGUUUCAAAUUAAAUGUCCAUAUGUUUCUUACA
Molecule: messenger RNA, 5624 nt
Organism: Carassius carassius (crucian carp)
Lineage: Eukaryota; Metazoa; Chordata; Actinopteri; Cypriniformes; Cyprinidae
Product: kin of IRRE-like protein 3
Exons: 17
Coding region: 466-2808 (780 amino acids)
Biological process (GO): synapse assembly; cell-cell adhesion
Cellular component (GO): cell-cell junction
Molecular function (GO): cell adhesion molecule binding
Source: RefSeq, a predicted model, not a curated record